Messenger RNA from Sitophilus oryzae (rice weevil), 1442 nucleotides. RefSeq names its product protein phosphatase 1 regulatory subunit 3B (gene Gbs-70E). Gene Ontology annotation, cellular component: protein phosphatase type 1 complex. Gene Ontology annotation, molecular function: protein phosphatase 1 binding; glycogen binding. Bases 324 to 1313 code for a protein of 329 amino acids. NCBI's taxonomy places the organism in Eukaryota, Metazoa, Arthropoda, Insecta, Coleoptera, Curculionidae. The record is from RefSeq and is a predicted model, not a curated record. The transcript is spliced from 3 exons. Gene Ontology annotation, biological process: regulation of glycogen biosynthetic process.
CGUCGCUGAUUGCCAGCCCGGCUCAGUUUCCAACUUCGUCAACAUCUCGCCGGUCGUACUGAAAACACUAGUACUAACAGUAAAUUACAAUCAUCUUAAGCUACACUACAUCCUAAAAUGUAGUAUCUGUAUCGCUCAAACACGAAAAGGACUUAAGAGAAAGAAAAAGAAAUGAAAACAAGCAACUAAAAGUCAGAAAUUCCGUCCGUCACAUCAGUGAGUGUGUGGUUGUCUUUAAAGACUCUCGAAAGAAAAUAGUUCGCGCUAAAAAGGAAGAAUAAGUUUGAAAGUUGUUUUUUUUUUAUAGAAACAGAAGCUCCCAGAUGUGCUCCAUGGUCGACUACGAGAUGUUCCUCCCGCACAGCCCCCCUGUCUUCAGCCACAGUCCUCCCACGGGCUUCCUCAGCGACCUAGCUUCGCUACCUCGCCUCCAAAAACCCUACAACUGCAGACAGCACUCGUUAACCAACUUCCACAAGUCCAUAGCAACCCUACCAACCUCACCGAAAAGACCCUGUCUGGUCAUCAGACCCAACGAAGACUCUUUUAGCUCAGGAGACGAAGAUCCUACCAGUCCUACCAAGCUCAAGAAAAAGGUCGUUUUUGCCGAUGAUAAAGGCAUGUCUUUGACUCAUGUGAGGGUUAUGACAGAACCUUCCAACGUACCUCCGCUAUGGAGCAUGAGGUUUCUUGCUGAAGUUACCAGAGGCGUCACCGCAGAACCGGAAGUUCAAAAAGAACCGUGGGAAAUCACGUUUGUUCAACCUGCUUCUGACUACGUGACAUUUAGGAAGAAACUGGACACGGAUAUGGUGUCCUUGGAGAACGUAAUCAUCAAGGAAACUGAAGACCAAAUAGUGGGGACAGUUAAAGUGAAAAACCUGGCUUUCCACAAAGAGGUGUUUGUGCGUUUGUCAACUGACAACUGGAAAACGCACGAAGAUGCUUUCUGUAACUUUGUACCGAACAACUUACCCUCUACGGGGACUUUUGUUGUUUUCGAUACGUUUUCUUUCAAGAUUAAUCUCCCUCCUCGAUCUAGACGUGUGGAGUUUUGCGUGUGCUUCCGAUGCGAAGGGAAGGAGUAUUGGGACAGUAAUUCCGGAGCAAAUUACGUUGUAGUAAAGAAGGCCGUGGCGCCGAUCCAUAGAUCUUUGUCUGACAACUCGCUGUUUGGGAAGAAAGUCGUUGAAAAUAUGAGGAACGGAAUUAGUAAGACUUCAAAGUGCCGCGAUGCCUCCCAAGCUAAGCUGGACUCUUGGGCAGACUUUGCUAGUUGGAAUCAUUUGGAGAACUCCACCCCGUACUGGUAGACGUCGAUGGAGACCCCAAAGUUUACGGGGAGGUCGAGAAACUAAGUUUUAUUUACACAGUUGCCGCUGAGAAAACUGACGUUUGACAAACUUCAUUCCGAAACGAGAAUCACGAAUGAAAAUCAACUA